AUGUGCGGCCAGGUGCCACAGCACUAUUCACAGCUUCUGGGGGCGAUACCAGGCGUACCAGCGUCUGGACAAUCCACCGUAUCGACGUCGGGACACCAAAGUGGGGGUGGGGGUAGCAGUUCGAGCGCCAAUGCCCAGCGCAGGACACGUAAAAUCGGAACCCAAGAACGACCGCUUGAAACGGGCUAUUAUGACAUCCUGGGCGUACCCGUGGACGCUACGACGGACGAUAUAAAGAAGGCGUAUCGUCGACUGGCGAUCAAGCACCAUCCAGACAAGAACCCUGAUGACCCCACCGCAGCAGCACGGUUCACCGAAAUCGGCAUCGCCUACCAAACCCUCUCUGACCCUGCCCUGCGCAAGAAAUACAACGAAUUCGGUGCAAAGGAGAGCCAGCCUGAAGGAGGUUUUGUGGAUCCGGAGGAGGUGUUCGGGGCUAUCUUUGGCGGAGAGCGGUUCGUACCGAUCAUUGGACACAUCGGGUUGGCGCAGGAGAUGAAGGCAGCUAUGCAGGAGGACGGGGAGGAUGAGGAAGGUGAUACGAAGGAGAAGAAGGAUCCCAAGACGAUGACACCGGAGGAACGAGCGAGAAAGGAGGAGAAGGACAGGAUCAAGGCGGAGAAGGAGAGACAGAGGAACGCAGAGAAAGCAGCAGCGCGCGCUGAACGAGUUGGCCAAUUGGUCGAGAACCUCAUCCGCAAACUCAGCAUAUUUACCGAGUCUGCAACAGGCCCGAACGAUCCCGACGUUACGCGGAGUUGGAAGACUAUCUGCGAGCUUGAGGCUGAGGACCUGAAACGCGAAUCCUAUGGCGUGGACCUGCUGCACGCCAUCGGUUUCGUCUACGCUGCCAAAGCCAAACACCAUCUCGCCACGAAUCAGACUAUCUUCGGAAUGGGCGGCUGGUUGCACAAUGUGCAGGGGAAGUACCAUGUAUUCAGCGAAACCGUAUCCACCCUCCGUGCAGCCAUCGAACUCAAGGCCGUGUUCGACCAAAUCGCCGCGGCCGAGAAAUCCGCCAACGGUCUCUCCCCUGAGGAACGCAGGAAGCUCGAAGAGCAAGCUGCUGAGAAGGGCUUGCAGGCUUUGUUCAAGGGCACGAAACUCGAGAUCGAAUCCAUCCUCCGUGAAGUCUGCGAUCGCGUCCUCUCAGAGCCGUCACUCUCGCGUGACAAACUGGCUUUGAGAGCUGUUGCCCUGCAGAUGCUCGGAGAGGCGUACAUGAACGUCAAGCCGGACCCCGACUCGACGUCUCCUUCCAUGCAGAAUCCCAUGGGAAAUCCGCAAGCCGCUAAUUACAACCCGGAAGAUGAAUAUGUGAGGAUAGAAACAAAGAGGACGCGGGCUGAAGCUAGCGCAAAGCAAAGACCAGGAUGA
Messenger RNA from Coprinopsis cinerea okayama7#130, 1377 nucleotides. RefSeq names its product chaperone regulator. The transcript has 7 exons. Bases 1 to 1377 code for a protein of 458 amino acids. The record is from RefSeq and is a predicted model, not a curated record. Lineage: Eukaryota; Fungi; Basidiomycota; Agaricomycetes; Agaricales; Psathyrellaceae.